UUAUGCUAUAUUGUUUCCCACACAGUCCGGUCGACGUCCAUAUUUGAUGCACUCUUGGGAAAUUCGUGUGUCCAUUAAUAAACCAGGAAAAGGCUGAUUUCACCGGAUUAACUCGUCCAGACGACUCGAACGAAACGUGGUCAUUUUUCCUAGUUUCCUUAUUGAUCCAAAUGAGCCGAUUCACGGUUAUAUCGCUCACGUGAUACUGCACUUAUUAUUAAGUGAAGUUGCCAUGAAAUCCUUAUCAAAACGUGAUGUCAUCGUAAAUAACAACAUCCACUUGGCAUAGUUUCGUUUAUCUUCUCUACUAACAAUUGAACAGAUUUCGAUCGUUUGGCUCAACUCCACCACCUGAAAAAUUAACUCUGGUGCUGUUUCGGUUCGAAUAGGUGAAGAUGUUUUUCGCUGUCACCAUCGUUUCGACCCUCCAUCUAUUCAUCAGGAAGCUGAUACAAGGUACCACCAAAAGCAAAUGCGUUUGCGACGACGGCAAUGAGGAACCCAGCUCUUCUCAGCUUGUAGAGGAUCAUGAGGCCCAUGUGCUGGUAGCCGAAUGGAGAUUGCAUAAAUUCCAGUCGCCUAUAGAGCUUAGCCAUGACGAGAGUAUCAGUCAUGACCAUUUCGACCCAUUGGAAUUUCACGGGCAUUGGGACAAAACUGGGGAGGCCACUUUCGAAAAUACCGGAAAAACUGCCGUAAUUCGCUUCCAACGUAAAGAACUUCCGUAUCUGUUUGGAGGGCCGCUUCAUAACGACGUUUACCUCUUCGAGCAACUCCAUUUCCACUGGAGCGACAACGACAAUGAGGGAUGUGAGCACAUUUUCGAGGGCAAAGCGUAUUCUAUGGAGGUGCAUGCUGUGCACUACAACAAGAAGUACAAUACAUUCAAAGAGGCAGUGGACAAGCCGGAUGGUUUGGCUGUUAUCGGGUUCUUCUUGGAAGCCACUGAUAAUGACGAUAAUCCCUGCUUCAAAAAAUUAACUGCUGCAGUCCAGAACAUCAUCAAAGUUAACACGUCGACCACGGUAGCACCAGAUUGUUUGACUUGGAUUAAAGAAGAAGCUCAAUGCAAAGGCUACUACACAUAUCAAGGAUCAUUGACGACCGAACCGUAUUUGGAAAGUGUGACCUGGAUUUUAUAUCCCACACCCAUUCACGUGUCAAGGCAACAGGUGGCACAUUUCCGUGAACUAAAAUCCACACCCUGUGAGAAAGUGAACAUUGUGAACAACGUCCGCCCGAUCCAGACUCCACCUUCCGAUCGCAAACUCAACAUAUUUUUUGCAAGAUCACAUCGGAAGAGCGAGGACUAACCCUCGACUUUCUUUAGUUUAUCGAUCAACAAUAUCCAUACUCUAUCUAUAUGUUCUUAGAGUUUAGCCAAGGUAUUGGUUUUGUGGACUUGGGUGGAAUGCGGACGAUCCAACAAAACCAGACAGUCCAGACCAGAACGGGCCUAAAUUGAGACCAACAGGACUCGAUGAAGAUGUAUUGGUUUAUGAUGGCACGUAUCUACUUGUUCAGAUGUUACAAGAUACAUCUAUGUAGUGCAAAAUGUUUCUAGUAGCUUUUUUCAAUUUUGAACUUUAAUAAACUUUCCAGAACUAAA
This is a messenger RNA of Dendroctonus ponderosae (mountain pine beetle), 1609 nucleotides long. RefSeq names its product carbonic anhydrase 2 (gene CAH3). Gene Ontology annotation, cellular component: cytoplasm. Lineage: Eukaryota; Metazoa; Arthropoda; Insecta; Coleoptera; Curculionidae. The transcript is spliced from 7 exons. The record is from RefSeq and is a predicted model, not a curated record. The coding region runs from base 396 to 1313 and encodes 305 amino acids. Gene Ontology annotation, molecular function: carbonate dehydratase activity; zinc ion binding.